AGACAUCAGCACAUAUGGAGAACACGCUCACUUGCAACAACCUCAAGUGCAGAAAGGAGCUGACCGAUCGGGCGCUCGUGACGACUUGCAGUCACAUAUUCUGCAUUGAAUGCGUUCAGCGACUCGGCCUCAUAGGGCAAGAUAACCAGAGACGCAACACUUGCCCUGUAUGCAACGCCCAGCUGGCCAAGGCAGAGGAUAUCGCCUUCAACAAUCUCAACCCCACUGAAGAGUUCAAAACAUGCGUGCUCAGCGGCUUGAGCCCCAACAUCGUCAUGGAAUGCGCAGGACGGGCCAUUAGUUUCUGGGCGUAUCAAACAACCCAGAACCUGCAUUACCAGCAGUACUUGUACAAGACACUCUCGGAAAAGUACUCGGCCUUGUGGGCUCGAUGUGAUCAGAUCAGCAGGGACUCGGAUGCCAAACUGAACAGUCUGUGCGAAAAGCUAGAGAGUGUGACCGCCUCACGAGAUGUUUUGCAGCGGAAGAACGAGGAGCUCGCAGAAGCAUUCAAAGACAAGAGUCGGAAGCUGUUCCAAACGCAAGAGCUUUAUACUAAAGUCAAGAGGAAGGCCGAAUUGGGCCGGAUUGAGCGAGCGGCGUCGGAUGCUGUGGACAGCUCCAUUCGUUCAUGGGUUGCGAUUUGA
This is a messenger RNA of Trichoderma citrinoviride, 647 nucleotides long. RefSeq lists its product as hypothetical. The transcript is spliced from 4 exons. NCBI's taxonomy places the organism in Eukaryota, Fungi, Ascomycota, Sordariomycetes, Hypocreales, Hypocreaceae. The record is from RefSeq and is a predicted model, not a curated record. Bases 15 to 647 code for a protein of 210 amino acids. Gene Ontology annotation, cellular component: synaptonemal complex. Gene Ontology annotation, molecular function: ubiquitin protein ligase activity. Gene Ontology annotation, biological process: reciprocal meiotic recombination.